Messenger RNA from Closterium sp. NIES-67, 1188 nucleotides. NCBI's taxonomy places the organism in Eukaryota, Viridiplantae, Streptophyta, Zygnematophyceae, Desmidiales, Closteriaceae. The record is from the annotation of a GenBank genome assembly.
GUGGUGGUUCGGAUUGAGAGGGCUACGUUCAGCUGGGAUGCAGACCCACAGAAGCCCACGUUGACUGACGUUGACCUGGAGAUUAGGCGGGGAAUGAGAGUGGCCGUCUGUGGGACCGUGGGGGCGGGCAAAUCCUCCCUGCUGUCGUGCAUCCUGGGGGAGGUGCCAAAGCUGCAAGGGAAGGUGUUUGUUGCGGGCCCCACAGCCUACGUCCCCCAGUCCGCGUGGAUCCAGAACGCCACCAUUCGGGACAAUAUUUUGUUCGGCCAACCACUAGACCGCCCGCGCUACCAGGCGACCCUGCAGCAGUGCGCGCUGGUGGCUGAUCUGCGGCUGUUCCCCCGGGGGGACGAGACGCAGAUAGGAGAGCGAGGGGUGAACCUGUCGGGCGGCCAGAAGCAGCGCAUCCAGCUGGCCAGGGCGAUUGCCGUGGACGCCCACACGGGAUCAGAGCUCUUCAUGGAGUUCGUGCUCAAGGGCCUGGCUGGCAGGUCUGUCAUCCUGGUGACGCACCAAGUGGAGUUCCUUCCCGCUGCUGACCUCAUCCUGGUGAUGAAGGAAGGGCGCAUAGUGCAGGCAGGAAGAUACGACCAGCUGCUGGCAGAGGGCACUGACUUCUCUGCCCUGGUGGAAGCACACACGGACGCGCUGGAGAGUGUUGGAACAGCCACUGCCGCUGCUGCUACAACUGCUGCCGCUGCCGUUGCUGCUGCUGCCGAUGCAGCAGCUGCUGCUUCAGCUUCUUCCUCUGCUCCUGCUCCGGCUGCUGCUGCUGCUGCUCCUGCUGCUCCUGCUGCUGCUGCUACUGCUGCUGCUGCUGCUGCUGCUGCUGGUGCCUCACAUGCUGCUUCUGAACUUCCCCCCUCCUCCUCAUCCACUCCUCUCCUCCCCAAGCAACCCACCGAUUCCCUCCCCAGCAGACCUCCCCCCCAUCCACAGCUUCGGAAACCCUCCGACCCGAACCUGCGAAAACGCUCGGCACCGAACCUGCUGCGCAAGGCCUCGCAUGCGCAGCUUCGGAAGGCGUCCGAUCCCAUGCUCCUGCACACAGCAUCCCCAGAGUCCCACCAGAUCCUAGAUAACAUGGACAUAGGGGACUUGGGUGGGAAUUCUGUUGGUGUUUCCGGUGCUGCUGGUGCUGGUGGUGGUGCUUUUGGGGGGCUAUAGGGGAGGAUGGGGAUGGGCAGU